AACCCAGCGCGCCUCACGUUGCAUGGGUCCCCGGUUAUUGAUAACAUCGUUUACCGCUGGGAUCCGUCCUAGUAACGUGAGAAUAAAAGAAAAUAAAAAUAAAAACUCGUGGGAAUAACUCGCUGGGAACCCGAAAGGCUGCGUGGAACGGAGGAAAACAACAAGCAGCUCAGUGAGGCGGACAAAUACAAAGCCGAGCCCACCCUCUCACUUGACAACGCGACAUCCACCGAGGCAGAAAGGAUUUUUUUCACACCUGUUGUUCAUCCAUCCUCCCUAACCUGCUGUGUUGGGGAAACCCCUGAUGAGUGGGACCUGUAUCCAUGAGCCCCGCGCCCCUUCCCCUUCCCUGUCAGGCUUCAGCACCCCAAUCUCAGAACCCCCUUAUCGGAGACUCGAUGGAGACACCCCUGCCUGCACCCCUGAAACGGACCUGACCCCCACACAGUGUGUGCUUCGUAACGUACUGUCCAUUGAACCUACUGUACACGGAGCCCCGAGCGGCAGCAGCCCAAGUCCCAGUGAUGGGUGCACAGCUCACUUUGACAACAGCGUGCUAAAACUUCAUGAACAUGAGGCCUGCCAGUGUGGUGGCAGUGGCGGGGCGGAAGCGGGCCACAGUCCAGAAGCCGGAGCUGUUAGGAGCCAGUCAGAGAACAUUAGGCUCCAGUCAGGCAGUGGAGGAUUUUUGGAGGGACUUUUUGGCUGCCUGAAACCAGUCUGGACCAUGAUUGGAAAAGCUUACUCCACUGAACACAAACAUAAUCAUGAAGAGUCCUGGGAGGUUCCCUUUGAGGAAAUUUCUGACCUGCAGUGGGUGGGCAGCGGGGCACAGGGGGCUGUCUUCCUUGGAAAGCUGCAUGGAGAAGAGGUAGCUGUAAAGAAAGUACGGGACAUCAAGGAAACUGAGAUCAAACACCUGCGCAAACUGAAGCACCCAAAUAUCAUCACUUUCAAAGGUGUGUGCACCCAGGCUCCGUGCUACUGUAUCCUGAUGGAAUACUGUGCCCAAGGCCAACUGUAUGAGGUGCUGAGGGCGGGCCGUAAAAUCACCCCUUGCCUCCUGGUUGAAUGGUCCAUGGGCAUCGCAGGGGGCAUGAACUAUUUACAUCUCCACAAAAUCAUCCACCGAGACCUCAAAUCCCCAAACAUGCUGAUCACACAUGAUGACAUGGUGAAGAUUUCUGACUUUGGGACCUCUAAGGAGCUCAGUGACAAGAGCACUAAGAUGUCGUUUGCCGGCACGGUGGCCUGGAUGGCUCCUGAAGUCAUUCGGAAUGAACCAGUGUCAGAAAAAGUGGAUAUCUGGUCCUUUGGUGUGGUACUGUGGGAGAUGCUUACUGGGGAGAUUCCAUACAAAGAUGUAGAUUCUUCUGCCAUCAUCUGGGGCGUGGGAAAUAACAGCCUGCAGCUGCCCAUCCCUGAGAGCUGCCCGGAUGGCUUCAAGAUCCUCCUCAGACAGUGCUGGAACUGUAAGCCCAGAAAUAGGCCUUCUUUCCGACAGAUCCUCCUUCAUCUGGAUAUAGCCUCAGCUGAUGUACUCUCCACCCCACAGGAGACAUACUUUAAGUCUCAGGCUGAAUGGAGAGAGGAGGUGAAACAGCACUUUGAGAAGAUUAAAUCCGAGGGAACUUGUCUCCAUCGGCUCGACGAGGAACUGAUUAACCGCCGCAGGGAGGAGCUGAGGCAUGCCUUGGACAUCCGUGAACACUAUGAGAGGAAACUGGAGAGGGCCAAUAACCUUUACAUGGAGCUCAGUGCUGUGAUGCUGCAGCUGGAGCUGAAAGAGAAAGAGUUGCAGAGGAGAGAGCAGUCUUUGGAUAAAAAGUAUCCCGGUUUGUUCAAGCACCACAGUUCCAGACAAAGCAGCUCUUCCAACUCUAUGGACAAGCUAAUCAAAAAAAGAAAUGUCCCACAAAAACUGCCCUCCAGCAAGAGGCCAGACAUCCUGAAGUCAGAGGUAAUUCUUCCUAAAAUGGAUUCUUCUGUGAUGCAAGUCACUAUCCCAGCCUGCCCAAACAGGAGCUCCACUUCUCCCAGCCGGUCUCGGAGAGUAAAAACCCGCCAUCGCAAGCCUGGUAAAGGCAGCAGUGGAGACCUAGCUGGUCUUAAGGCAAACCAGUCCUCCUCUAACAGGGAAACAGCAGCGCAGGCAAAAAAUGCCACCAACAACUCUAAGCAGCUCCUGGAACCAGCAGCAGCCCUGCGGGGUCUCAGCCACGAGCAGCAGCAGAGGCAGCUGUCCUCCUCCAGCCCUGACCUCAUCUGCACCACACUGGAGGCGGAGAGCCAGGGGAAAAGGGAAUCCUCAGUGAGUGGGCUGGAAAGAGGGGGCAGCCUCAGCGCCUCUGCUGGGUUAGGGGGGUCCGAGGGAGGGGCAACAGGUCUGGAUGAUCUCACAGAAACCCCCCCACGAAGUGACACUCCCAGCGAGGAUGCUGCAUCAUUCCCAUUCUCCAGUAGCCCAGACUCACCAUGUGGGAGAGGAGCGGCAGCUGGAAGAGGAUCCCUGGGAUCUCCUCGGCUUCCUCAUGACGGGGAGGAUAAGGAUGAGGGAGCCAGCUCUGUAAGGAUACCUCGGGGGGCUUCAGGGGGGAUUGGGACCCAGCACCUCACACCUUCAGCCAUUCUGUACAGGGCAGCUAUCACACGCAAGCAGAGGCGUGGGGUGUCAUCAGAAGAGGAGGAGGGUGAAGUUGACAGUGAGGUUGAGUUGCCACGGAGACGCCGUCCAACUAGCAUCACCAAGUGCCAGUCGGUUUCUACCUUCAGCUCAGAAAACCUCUCGGUAUCAGACGGUGAGGAGGGCCACACCACUGACCACUCUCACAGCGGCACGCCUGACGUGGUCAGCACAAACACAGACGACAGGUUGGACGACCGUAGUGAUGACCUCCUCUCCCAGGGGUCGGAGAUCCCGGCAGACAACACUGAUCCUGCACAGACGUCUGACGGUCUGUCGGAGAGGGAUGGUGCUCCGGGCCAAAGCAAACCUCAGCUGGACGCCGGGCAGAAUCCUAAUGAGAGCCGCGUCUUGUGCGACGAUUCUGACUGUGACAGUGCUGAACUGGAUCAGUCAGGCAGUGGAGAGCCAAGUCGACCCCCUAGUGCCGGAGCGUGGGUGUCGCCAUCCCAACCCUAUCAGGUGUCUCCACAGACGCCCAACACUGGACAUCCACCCUAGAUCGUCAGUCCUAAACAAGGACCUUCAGCCAGCUUACAACGAGCAACCAUCACAGGCGUACACCAAUCUGUCAGUGCAGUACAUUACUGUUGCCAUGAAGGACCACAACUAAUAAAACACUCAGACAAUGACAAGUAGGCUUAUGGUGUCUCAUAAAUGUUGGCAGGCAAACCUGUAUUGGAUUGUAUAGGACAUUUGACAUAACAUUACAGAUAUAAUCAGAUACUGUAUUUUGGCAGCUUGUGACCUCAGUUAAAUGUAAUUUAUGUUAAGUAGGGUCGUUUUAAGGGAAAAUAGUUACCACGUUAACCUUAGGCACUAUGCCAGUUCAGCAAAAACCCAUCGUUAGAUGUGCACACACGCACAAGAAGAUACUACACUCUCUAAAGUAGUCCUUAAAACACUUUAACCCUCACUCUGGGAGCAUCCUCCAUGAUUCUCCACACUCUAAUGCAUCAAAUACUAAUGAGAAAUAAUGUAAAUAUACAGUAUGUACCACAAGAAAUGUUUAACUUUAUUUUAUAUGUAAGAUAAAAUGUAAGACUAAACUGUAUGCAGCCCAGUGAACAAAUGCAUGACUACAUGUGUAUAAUUUAUGUUUGAAUGUGUCUGUUUUCUAUUUUGUGAAAGUUUACACUUUUUUAAUCCUGAAAGUCUUAAUUUAGUUACCUAACCUAACUUUUUGUUUAAUAAAUGUCAGCAUCACAAAUGACUAAAAAAAACAAUGAAUUAAAUAUCAUGAAAACACUGAUCAUGAUGGAUAAAAUGGAAUUUGAGUAGGUGACACAUAAUUAUUGAACUCUUAUUGAGUUUUAAACUCAUUUAUGACACAUAAUGUUUUUAUAAGUAAAUCAGCUAGAAAAAGGAAGAAUUUAGGGAUCACUUAUAUUGCACCUCUACCUUUUUUAACUUGACCUGGUUGACUAGUUAGGCACUACAAGUGUAAAAUGACUGCACAGAAUCUGGUGUUCCCGAUUUCAAUACGGUAACUUUAAGUCAAAAUUCUCAAGCAAAAAACAUUCUCUUCUACUUAAGAAAUUUGCAAAAGAAUUAUUGUAUUUUUCUGCCCUAAAAUAUGGUACAGUAAGCAGAUAUAUCUUUAUUUUCCAACGAAUGUUCUUGUAAUGCAAUCACUCCGCACCUGUGCUAGCUGCUUAUGCUAACUAAAGUUUGUUUAGCCUACUGAGCAUCAUAAAAGAUAUCAUAUUCAGGGAAAUGGAAGUUUCUUUUUAAUUUUUUUUAAAUCUUAUUAAAGUUUUAUUUUAAAUUCCCCCUACAACAAUGUCUCCCCAUUCUAAUAAAAACACACUUGGUGCUAUCUGCCAAUGCUAACUGAAUUAGCUUUUUAUAAACCUAUACCUUUAUAUAAUAAAAUGUGUCCAUAAAUGAAUAAUUGAAACUUGAUAUGUUAAAACAAGAAAUAUGAACUUUUUUCAAUUUCCUCCGUUGCUAAAAUCUGGUUGUAACAUUUACUACAUCACAAAAUGUAGCAAUAAUUAAUGCUAUUAAUCAUUAUUGAAGUGCUAUUGGGCUAAAUCCUAAACCUUUUAGUUCUGCACUUUGACCUUACUCUCCACAUUCAUAAAUUAAAAUUUUAUCUUUUUGAGUGAGGAAUAAUUAUUAAAUUUAUACCAAUAUCAUUACAAUGCAUUUUCUGCAAACUUAAGUCUUUGGUUUGUGGUCUGAAGACAAACGAAACAAGUCAAGCCUUUUCAGCACUGCACUUUGUUCUUGCUGAUCAAUAAUACAAUGAAAUCUAAGGGAUCAUUCACAGUUUACAUCCUCUUUACAAGUGUACAAAACAUACACUUGGGGGGGGAUAAUAUUAAGCUAGUAUUAUCGCACAAUUUACCAUUUGCACGUUGACACUGAUUUUCAGUCAGUUAAUUUAAUUUCUGAUUAAUUUUGAAAAUAUAACCUUGGGGGUUUGUAAGUGAUUAUUAUA
This is a messenger RNA of Cyprinodon variegatus (sheepshead minnow), 5129 nucleotides long. It is a transcript of the gene map3k12, whose product is annotated as mitogen-activated protein kinase kinase kinase 12-like. The transcript has 14 exons. The record is from RefSeq and is a predicted model, not a curated record. Bases 305 to 3184 code for a protein of 959 amino acids. Gene Ontology annotation, biological process: JNK cascade; protein autophosphorylation. Gene Ontology annotation, molecular function: JUN kinase kinase kinase activity; ATP binding. Lineage: Eukaryota; Metazoa; Chordata; Actinopteri; Cyprinodontiformes; Cyprinodontidae.